AUUGCUAUCUAGCGGUGAACAGCAACACUACGAUUUUGACAUUUCUAUACCAUUCCAUCACGUUUUAUUCGUGAUUUGUUUUGAUACGUUCAUUCAUUGCAUACCGCCUUGAGAUUGAUACCGACAUUAAUCGAAAAUGACUAGUAUUUUCCAAAAAACCAUCUUACAGUCUCGUUUGCCUCUAGUGAGCUUUAAACGAUUUAGAGGGAAGAUCAAUAUCCAACGUCCUCGUCCUCCGCAUUAUGAACGAGCUCGUGUGUUGGAAUUAGUGAAACCCAUUUAUAAGAAACCCGUAUUAAAUGCACCAUGUACAGAUGAAAAUUUGAAAAGCAGCCGAACGGUGGAAAAUCCCUACGAGAAAAUAAUUGCACGCGAUGUUCGCAACUGGUUAGACCAUAGCAAAAUGGUUGCGUUCGUGCAUAUGAACUCAAUCAAGCAGGAGGAAUUAUUCAAAAUCCAAGUAGCAUUACAUCGUUUCCAGAUGACUUUCAAAACUUACGGCAAAUCUAUCAUAAGGAAAGCGAUUGACGGAACCAAGUAUGAAGCUAUCCAGCCUCUGUUCGAAACAAAAACCGCAUUGAUUUUUUGUCCAGAAGACACGAAAGUCCGGCUGCUGUUGAAUGUUCUUAAGAAAACGCCUCAGUUAAUUCUUUUGGCUGGUAUCGUAAAGGGAAAAUUCAUGAGUAAAACUGAAUUUGUAGAGUAUGCAUCGUUGCCGGAUUUAACCACUAUGCAGGCUCAGCUGGCUGCUGUUCUGGAUAGUGCUGGAGCUAGAGUCGUAAGUGAUUUGGAGUGUCACCAAAACCAUCUGGUUAACAUUCUCGAGUCUCAUGUUCGACGGGAAAGCGUAGAACCGGAAGGACCAGAAAUAAAAGAUAGUGAAAUAUAAUUUAAUUUUGCAAAAAGAAAUAUAUAGAUUAGUUUAAAUAA
Molecule: messenger RNA, 930 nt
Organism: Malaya genurostris
Lineage: Eukaryota; Metazoa; Arthropoda; Insecta; Diptera; Culicidae
Gene: mRpL10
Product: large ribosomal subunit protein uL10m
Exons: 2
Coding region: 137-889 (250 amino acids)
Biological process (GO): translation
Cellular component (GO): mitochondrial large ribosomal subunit
Molecular function (GO): structural constituent of ribosome
Source: RefSeq, a predicted model, not a curated record